AUGUCAAGUGGAAUUAAAAAACUAGCAAAUUUUAGUCGUGUCAAUGACAUUGCAACAGAUGUCAAUGAAUUUUUAACAUUUUCAUCAGGAAAAUCAUCAUCCGAUUCACAAAAUCAUAAUUCAGUUAAUAAUGAUUGUAGAAUAUUGUUAAGAAUUACAUCAUUUCAAUUUUUACCAAUUGAAUUGGCAUCUGACAGCGCAACAAUUUCAAAUCCUUUUUGUGGAAAUUGGAGAGUUAGAAUUGAGUUAAUUCACAAUGAAAAUAAUGAUGUGUUUGAUAGUUUUUAUUUUGAUUUAAAUGGAUCUCUAGUUCAAUCUCAUUCUUCUAUUGAAAAUGUUUUUACAAAUAAUAAUUCUGUCAAACCAUGUAAAAUUGCCCUGUCAAGUGUCAAUGGAUCAAAUUAUGAAGUUUGCUCUAAUUUAUUUGAUAUGAUUUUUGAAGAAAAAAUUACUUUAUCAUCAACUACACAACUUUCUCCCAGAAAAGAAUUAUAUUAUGCACUUUCGUAUACUUUCCCAUUUCCACACUUUCUAAUAGAUAAUUUAUUCUUUAAAAUUUCAAUUUACACCGUCGAAAAACCAUCCACUAAAAAACAACAGCAACAGCAACAAGAAUUAGGAAAUUCACUUAACAAUGUUGAAAAUCUAGUUGCCUAUUGUAAAACUGAUGUCAUUUCAACAAUGUAUCAACCUUUAAAUACUACUUUUUUAAAUAAGAAAAUUAGAGUGAGAGCUGUUAAAAAGAAGAAUAAUAUAACCUCUACAAAUGCUUUAUCAUCUUUUAAUACUACUAUAAAUGGAAAUAAUAAUACUACCCUAUCAAGUAUGAAUGGAAUAUCAAAUGUUGCAGUGAAUGGAAUUGUUGCUAAUGAAAAGGAACAAAAACCCAGAUGUAAUAUUCAAGUUAAAGUUGAAAAAUUUGUUUAA
This is a messenger RNA of Naegleria gruberi, 927 nucleotides long. RefSeq lists its product as uncharacterized. The coding region runs from base 1 to 927 and encodes 308 amino acids. The record is from RefSeq and is a predicted model, not a curated record. The transcript has a single exon. Lineage: Eukaryota; Heterolobosea; Eutetramitea; Acrasida; Naegleriidae.